Molecule: messenger RNA, 1530 nt
Organism: Daldinia vernicosa
Lineage: Eukaryota; Fungi; Ascomycota; Sordariomycetes; Xylariales; Hypoxylaceae
Exons: 3
Coding region: 124-1188 (354 amino acids)
Source: RefSeq, a predicted model, not a curated record
AUUCUUUCAUAUAAAACGAUAUCGAAGCCCGGCUACUCGAAUUACAUCUUCGUCGCCGAUUAAAUCACUUGUCCAUACCGACUCUCUGCUGUUCUACUCGACGGUUAAGUCCUCUUCAUAAUAAUGCCUUCUUCAAAACCUAAGCCUUCCGAAGUUGCGGCGGAAACGAAGCGACAUUACAUCCCGGUCAUAAGAGCGGAAUACGCCCGCCAAUGGCCAACCCAUUCCUAUCUGUUCCAACAGCCGCUGGCGCAGAUUCCGCUCCAGAGCUCAAUCAGCGGCUUUUCUCCAUCCCCUCCGGAAUUUUAUGUUUGCUCGGGGGAUCCUGUUGACUUUGCCAUUGAUUGGAAAGAGAAGGUAAACAUUCGGAUACCAUUUAUAUGCGCGGCGAAUGACAAGAGAGCUGGCGGCGACUGGGAGACCGGUGUAGUGGGAUAUGAAGAACGACUCUGUAGACGCAGUAAUCUCUCAGCAACUCUUAGCACCCCUGGUCCCGGAUCUGACGUUGAGAGCAACUAUCCCAUCCCGUCAGAAGGUGGUAUCUACUCCGAGUUUGUUGUCGUAUUCCGCGGGCCACACGACCAGUACAAGAAACUAGACCAAUGGUACGACCUUCCAGUAGUCUCGAUGCCGGCGGCGCGCUGGCCAAAGCUGAGCCACGGCGGUUCCAAAUAUGCAUUCCCGCUGGAGCGCGAAAUGGUCAGGAACAAGAUCCGCGCCGCCCUGCGCAUCUGCGUCUACUACGAACAUCGGACCGUUGUUAUCGGCGACUUCGGCCUAGGCAACGGCCACCGCAACCCACCACAGGAGCUCGCAGAACUCUGGCGCGAAGUGUUCCUCUACGACCCGGAUAUUCGUGGCCGCUUUGACUACGUCGCCUUCGUGUUUGAGGAUCAGUACCAGAGCACCGCGAAGCUGAUCCUCGACGACAUUGCCAAGAAAAGCAGGGGCAGCAGUGGUCACGGGCACAGCCAUAGUCACAGUCACAGUCACAGUCAUAGUCACCAUUCCAGCAGCUCGAAGAGCAAGUCGAAGGCAUCCUCCAGCUCGAGCUCGAGCACCAGUACCGGCUCUGCAUCGGCGCCGAGCGACUUCGAGAUAUUCUCGCGCGUCUUCGACCCCAGCGAGAUCCAGGGUGUCAUGAGUCGACCGGAUCCCCGAUACGGCAUCUCUAUGCUUACAUCGUGAAAAAGGAAAGGAGAAAGUUCUAACACGUGCGGGACGUUGAGUCCUCGUACGUCAUUACACAGCGUCGAGUGUUAUACGAACCCGUGUGGGUGGAUUCAACAACCCGACGAUCCGGUCGUAUACCGGAUUUUUUUUCAAGUCAAUUCAUCAUCAAUUCAAGGGUUGGGAAAUUUUGAUUAUUUAUCUUUUGGAAUCGAGUAAUUGUGUGUGAGUCUUUGGAUAGGUAUAAAGAGUAAAGAGCCGGUUGUCAUGUCAAUUUUUCAUGUAUUCUAAUCACUUUAUGCUACGUUCCCUGUUUCUAUCACAUAAUGAUAUAUCAUAAUAUCAUCUUGAAUAAUCUCC